Messenger RNA from Hypoxylon trugodes, 3469 nucleotides. Its product is annotated as adenine nucleotide alpha hydrolases-like protein. The transcript has 2 exons. Gene Ontology annotation, biological process: protein histidyl modification to diphthamide. Lineage: Eukaryota; Fungi; Ascomycota; Sordariomycetes; Xylariales; Hypoxylaceae. The record is from RefSeq and is a predicted model, not a curated record. Gene Ontology annotation, molecular function: diphthine-ammonia ligase activity. The coding region runs from base 661 to 3330 and encodes 889 amino acids.
GUGAUGUUAUUUGACCAUUUCGUCGCUGUUUCCUCAGAUAUUAGGUAAUAAGCGGAACUCAAAAAACUACAACUUCUACAAGUAUAACUUCAAUUAGGUACACAACACCAAAGAUACCACUAAAUCAUACUAAAUCAGCGUGUGGAGAGAAGCUCGUAUCUUUGCCUACACGUGUAUAUACUGUGGUUGGACGCAUAUCAUUCUAACGGAACUACGGCGGUGACAGCUGGAUCUUAGAAUCCUUAGCCGCUGUCUUUCCAUCAUCCGAAACUCCGCCAAGUCGGCGCCGUCUCUCAAGCUAUCCGCAUGAAUUCGCUUGUUCGCGGCCCUAAAUGGAGAUAUCUAUAGAUUAUGCCUAACCAUCUCUUUACUAGUUAUACUAGUACUUCAGGCGAUAGCUCAAAAGUACUCCAGCGCUAUUUUCAAAUAUUCCACUCCACGGAACACAACACGCGAGGAUCGGCUGAGAUAUAGCGAGAGCGACGAAAAAAAGUGAGGCGAUCGAGCCGUAUCAAAGUCGAGAUUGUCUAGACUGAUCUCGCUCGGUAGUGAAUGAUGACUCGCCACUAGAUCGGACGACUAUUUGAUACAUUUUUUUUCUCUUCCAUUUAUUCUCCGAGACUUUCGGUGUCAAUUCCCCAAACUAGCACCGAAUUAUCCAUGGCAGCAGACGGUCCUCUAAAUGUCGUCGCUCUGGUGUCCGGGGGGAAGGAUAGCUUUUACUCCAUUCUCCACUGUCUGGUAAAUGGGCAUCGCGUCAUAGCACUGGCCAAUCUCUAUCCGCCGACUAGAGCGGUCAGCGCUGCCCAGACUAGUAAAGAUACUGCCACUAAUAUCAGAGCUGAAGUUGGAGAUAAUCUUAGAAGCGAAAUCGAUAGUGCUAGCACCACUACGUUUGGGAUAUCCUCCGACAACAAUGUAACACCCCAGCAGCAGCGCGGCCCAUCUUCGGAAACGAGCAAGCAUGAUAACGGCGAUGAAGAAGAUGAGGCCGACCUGAACAGUUUCAUGUACCAAACCGUGGGGCACCAGGUCGUACCCUUGUACGCCCAGGCCACGGGGCUGCCUUUGUUCCGACAGCCUAUUCUGGGCACUGCGGUAGACUAUGGCAUUAGCUACAAGGACCCUGAUGGACAACAUGAGCACGAGGAUGAGACAGAGUCCCUCAUCCCGUUAUUACGCUCCGUACUCAAGGCUCACCCAGAGGUCAAUGCCAUCUGCACGGGCGCCAUACUAUCGACGUACCAACGGACUCGAGUUGAGUCCGUCGCCUUACGCCUCGGUCUAAUUCCGCUCGCGUUCUUGUGGCAGUUCCCCAAACUUCCUCUUAAUCCUUUUUCAGAUCCCGCCGCAACCGCGACUAGCCUCCAAAAUAGAGGGCCCGGUAAUAACGACGAUGAUGCACAGUUGUUACGUGACAUGGCAACGAUGGGGCUGGAGGCGCGCAUCGUGAAAGUAGCCAGCGCGGGACUAGGAGAGGAAUUUCUGUGGGAGAAUGUAGCGAGCGAAGCCACUGUGGCGCGUAUCCGUCGUGCACUUCGUCGUUUUGGAGGUGAUGGCGGUCGGGGUGCUGUGCUGGGAGAGGGUGGCGAGUUCGAGACGCUUGUUGUCGAUGGACCGCCUGCGUUGUUUAAGGGCCGUAUUGUGGUUCGUGAUGGUGACAAGAAGGUUGUUCGCGAAGGUGGCGGAAGUGCAUGGCUGAGCAUUCCUGAGGCUAAGGUUGAGAUGAAGCCGGAUGCGAAUGCGUCGUCCCAGAAAAUAGAUGAUCUUGGCGUUCGCAUACCUAACUUGCUUAACUCGAGGUUCUCGGUCGUUCUUGAAUCGCUACGCGGCGAUAUUGAACUGAAUGUGAAUUCUAUGAGUCUCUCCGAUGAAUUAUCGUUGGGCCUAUCGCCGUUGAAGCUCGUCAACUCGAACCCCUCUGGCGAGAAUUGGGUCUUUGUUGGAUACGGGGGAAGUGUCGAAAAUCAGACAGCACGUAUCGUUGACGAGAUCAGUAAGCGAUUACAUGAAUUCUCUUUAUCCCCAACAGCUAUCACUAGUUCAGUGAUUGCGCUCCGGCGGAUGGCGGACUUCCCAACUAUCAACAAGCUCUAUGGUGCAUUGUUCCGUGAGCCAAACCCACCUGCUCGGGUAACGAUCUCAUGUGGUGAAAUCAUGUUACCCCAAAGCGCCGACAUAACAAUUCUCCUCACCGUGCAACCACAAAUGAGGCCGCAGGAUAGACGAGGUCUACACGUCCAAUCGCGAUCGUAUUGGGCACCAGCUAAUAUUGGCCCGUAUAGUCAGGCCAUCGCAUAUCCGCUUCUUUCGGAAGAUGAGGGUCAAGGCGGUGAUGACCAAAAGCAACAACAGAGCGCGAAUUCGGAUUCAUCUCUGGCGGUAUCUAUUGCAGGGCAGAUACCACUGAUACCCGCUUCUAUGAUUUUGCCCCCUGUGCCGUCGAAUAAUCAGGAAAGUAACCUCCCGCUACAAAACGCCCUCGCGUUGCAGCAUCUCUGGCGCGUUGGUGUCGAAAUGAAGGUUCAGUGGUGGAGCAGUGCCGUGGCAUACUUCCCUCGCUCAUCUUCCCCUUCAGAGGCGCGUCAUAGAGCCCUACUUGCUGCCACGGCAUGGGAAACAGCACACACAACUUCACGUCCCGGUCCUUCGGCCGACACCGACGAAGGGCCGGACCUUUGGGAUCGAAAAUAUAAUCCUAUGUAUAUGACGUAUGAUGAUAGUGGAGAAGCUGCUGCAAGACCAAGCCUCCCUGAUUGGGAGGUGUUGAAGGAUUUUGAUGAAGAUGAUGUGAUAGCACGGAGGCCAGUGCCAUUUGUCUUUUCGGUAGAAGUUGAAGAGUUGCCACGGUCGGCUGGUGUUGAGUGGCACGCACAUCUAGGAUUUGCCAACGUAAACCCUGGUUCUAUUCGCAUGCAUACUGUUGCAAGUCUAUCGGCAGAUCUUAUCCUAUACCACACCAUCGUCGAGGCCUCUACUAGCGACGUGUUUGUUCAGACUGUUGUGACCUACCAAAGAGUUGAGGGGACAUCUUUUGAUGGUGUUGCAAACCGCUUUGCCUUAGCUGUGAAAGGUUCCCUGACUGGGCUAUUAGCGAACACGAAACUUUCGGAAAGCGCACAAACUAAUGAAGACUAUCUCAUUGCUGCAAUAGCGGUAAAGCCAAAACUCACGUACAUCAACCCUGAAUCAUUCGAUCUUCUUAAUGAUCCAUCAUCAUUAUCAGAUAAGGGGGGGAUCAUACCUUGCAGAUCAUUGUGGGAUUCGCUAGGCUGUACUUUGGAUGUGGUGUCGAUAUUCGAGACAAAGUGGACUAAGGCGAAGCUUUGAAAAGAGGUAUAGGGUAACUAAAGGGUAGGAUAGACAAAAAUCUAUCUAAGAUAUCUACGAAUGAGCUAUGAUAUGUGUUAGAGCAAGCGUUGCCAACUGUUUAUUCGUUAUGGUGUGAAACUCAUUGAGUCAAAUAAAU